Cuculus canorus (common cuckoo) is the source of this 2881-nucleotide messenger RNA. It is a transcript of the gene LYPD6, whose product is annotated as LY6/PLAUR domain containing 6. Gene Ontology annotation, biological process: positive regulation of canonical Wnt signaling pathway. Gene Ontology annotation, molecular function: acetylcholine receptor inhibitor activity. NCBI's taxonomy places the organism in Eukaryota, Metazoa, Chordata, Aves, Cuculiformes, Cuculidae. The transcript is spliced from 6 exons. The coding region runs from base 496 to 1047 and encodes 183 amino acids. The record is from RefSeq and is a predicted model, not a curated record.
ACUUAACUGAGCUGAAACGUGAUGUCAUGCGUCUCAAAAUGCGUGUAGGUAUCUGUGUUCGGUCUGUUGAGUAACAGCCUUGAAUAUAGGGAGAUCUACGUAAUUACAUUCCUUCAAUGAUAACAAAACCCACUUGGAAUUGGCAAGAGAUGAAAACCCACAGCCUCAUAUAUGGAGUUUUGCUGGAGUAAAGCGUUCGCUGACAGUGUGCUGGGCUAACCCGGCGUGAUUCAGUGCUGGAGAGGCGCUCCCAGCUGGAGCGGAGAGUUAGGAAUCCCUCGCUCUUGACCUUCGGGAGCAGCGGCAUCAGCCCCUCGGAGCACAAAAGCAGGAAAAUCCCAGGAUUUCUCUGCUCACGCAUGGUUUCCUUAUGCUCUGUCUGUGUGGAGCCAGGCUGUCUGGGGUCUCCCUGCACAUUGAGGUCAGCCCAUGUGCCAUGCGACACGGGAGGGGUGAGGGUUUUCGGCCGCCGCAUGAGUACAUCGUCACCCGGCGAUGGCCUCGCAGCCCACGCCAGCAUGGGUGCUGCUGCUCAGCCUGCUGGCCGGCUGCCUGCCAGCCGUGCAGCCCAAGGACUUCACCGUGAAGGACAUCGUCUACCUCCACCCUUCCACGACGCCGUAUCCUCGUGGAUUUAAAUGUUUCACCUGUGAAAAGGCAGCAGAUAAUUACGAAUGCAACCGAUGGGCUCCGGAUGUCUAUUGUCCAAGAGGUACACGAUACUGCUUUAGUCAACACAUGAUGAAAGCCACUGGCGAGAGCGUCUCCGUCACCAAACGCUGUGUACCAUUAGAGGACUGCCUGUCUACGGGGUGCACAUAUGUAAAGCAUGAAGAAUACAAGAUCUGCACCUCGUGCUGCGAAGGAAGCAUCUGCAACUUGCCCUUACCGCGGAACACAACAGACGCCGUAUUUACAACCCUCUCCCCCCUCAACAAAACACAGAGACUUUCCCAUCCGGCUCUGCUGACCACGGCGUGUCUCUGGCUGGGGUUGAUAUCACAGCACUGGGUCACGCUGCCGCACGCCGCGGGGCCGGCCAGCUGAGCCGGGACAGAACAUCUGCAUGAACAUUCAACUUCUCCCUACGGAGCCUGCGCUUUGGAGUUGUCUUUGAAAUACUGCUUUUCCUCCUUAUUUUUCAUUAAUGAUGAACUAGUGAGCCUGGGAUAUAGAAGGGGUAAAAACCCAGAGUUUCUAUACUGUUUUCUGAAGACAAAUGUCCCUCAAAUCCAUGGCUGAGACCAGUGCGAAUUCUUUUCUUAUGUCUUUCCUCGAUGAAGAAGUGUUAUUUAAACGUACUGUACCACUGCCAGCUGCUACUGUCAUCACUUACUCAUUUGGAACUUGUUAUACUUUGUCACAGCACUAACUCCAGUGUCUCCUUAACCUGAGAACAUAAGGCAAAUAACACAGAGUCAGAAUAGCUUUGCAGUCUCCCCACAUCUCCUCCUCUUGGAGAGGGCAGGAGUUUGUAGCGAGGCAGGGAGGGAUGAGGUCAAAGGAGCGGCAGCAGCUUGGAUCGACCCAGCAUCUCACACAGGUGCUUCCUCCGAAGUCGUCCGCCAGCAGCACGAAGCACCACUCCCAACAAAACGCACUGAAAAAUCACUUUGGUUUAGAAACCAACCCAGAAAAACUCUAAAAACCCUUUCGUUGGAGUAUAAUUAGAGCGGGAGGUGGGGGGCGUGUGGUCCUUGUCCCAUUCUCUCGAGGAGGAAGGCAUAUGGAGAGCUCAUGGGUGUCCAGGUUUGGUCAAUGCCAGAUUUUGGGACUCUGUGUGUUUUCAUCUCUUGACACUCAGUCCUAAAGCCUGAGAAAAAGUUGAUCCUGAACACCUUCUGUUAUUUUAUUUAAUUCACUCCCACGAUGGACUAUUACCAGCUACGACUGAAUUUUGGUGACUGGCGUUGCUUGUUUUGCUCAAAAAUCAUGUAUGCAAUAUUUAUUUUUGUAUGUUGAGUAGGAUCUAAAGAGUUUAAAAGAGUCUUAAUACUGAUAUUGCCUGGGAAAACGGUUGUUUUGCAAGCACGUAAGCCUGUAAUAUAUAAAUUAUCAUUAAAUAUAUAUAUAUAUGUUUUGCAUCACAACUGAAAAAGAAUCAGCUUUGUUUUACAGGGUCAGGAAUAAAAGCAGGGUGUCCAAGACUUGUUUUAAAGCUAAACCAAACAUUUUUAUACUUAAUUCUUUGGGGGUUUGGGUUUUUUUUUGUAAAAACCCACUAUAGUCAUAAAUUCUUUUCGAGGUAAUUGUUGGCUAGUCCUGCUCCAAGGUAACUUGUGCUUUAUCAAGUUACGCUAUGCUUACGCUCUGAAAAAGGGAGAUGAAGGAAACCAAUGCUGGAAUCCAAAUGCUUUGUGAAUACCUUCAGUGCUGUGAAAGGGAGCGGCAAGCCCUCAUCGCGCAGCAUCGGUGUGGGACACCUCUGACAGCUGGUGUGAGCGUGCAAGGUGCUGUCUUGAGUUUUGUGGCCUUUGGAGUGAACUCUGUUUGCACUGUGAGGCAAAGGAGGAGGAGAAGUAAGAGCAGCGCUCCAGGUUUGGUUUCUUCUCUGGGGAAGGAAAGCAUCCUGGAAGCCUCGGUGUGUUUUGCCAAGUGACGUUUCUGAAAAUGCUUAUAUAAUUCCCUGUGAAAAUUGAACUGCAGACACUGUUUCUUUCCUUACUUUUCACUUUUAAUAUAAACUAACUUUUCUGAGCAAAGACUGACCUCACUCACUGACAAAUCUUGCGCUGGGAUGUCCCUUCAGCUCUCCUGUGACUUGCUCGCAGAUCCCCAGCAUUAAGAGGGGAGCUGCAAUCUGCUAUUUUAUGCAAGUUGGACUUAUCAUCUCUACAGACCCUGAAAAAAAAUCCAUGCUGCAGUCUUUAUGGAGCAUGUC